This is a messenger RNA of Pelobates cultripes (western spadefoot toad), 9313 nucleotides long. Lineage: Eukaryota; Metazoa; Chordata; Amphibia; Anura; Pelobatidae. The record is from the annotation of a GenBank genome assembly.
GGGAAGUUGUCCUUGGACUAGCCUAGCGCUGUAAGCAUGGCGGCGCCUAUACAGAACCACGUGUGGGUCGGUACCGAGACUGGAAUAUUAAAAGGUCAGAGGUCACGAUCACAAUACCGAUUAGUUGACAAUAUGAGGCUGGGCAUGGUGAUUGUAAUUUCGUAUAAAUAAGGUGCAUUUAUAUUGAGUAUGAAACGUAUGUAUUCUGUUGUGGGAAGGGAGGGUGUAUUCUAGAUAAUAAAUGUACUUUUUACUUGUGACCGUUUAUAUCAUUAAAGUGUUUAAGAUUUGCGUUCUAAGGAGAAAGGUGUAAUUACUGUUUAGACUCAUUUAACUAGUAGCCAUUACAUGCUAUACUGAUACAUGCACACGUGAAUCAGUGAAUAUCCUGUCUGGAUUUGUGUUUUAAUGCUGUUCGUUAUUAACUGUAUUCCUAAACAUGAUAAAAAAAAUCCUUUAAAAUACUAUGAGCUGUAGUGUAAAUAUAACUUUUUCAUGUGUAUUACUCAGGCAUAAACCUUGUGAAGAGACAAGCCGCCAAUUACACAGAUGUCUCAUCUCUCACCCCUGGACAAGAAGUAAAUGUUAUGUGCUGGGGGGAUCCUCAGGAAUCAGAGGUAAGUUAAAGCAGAACUGUAGCUUGUGCGAUUUUCUACAACAGAAUAACUAAGAAAACUUUUGGUUGUGAUGUUCCCAUUUUUAUAUUUGCAUGCCCAGUUGGGUACAUCAAAUUGAUAUAAUAGCUGUAUGCAUUAGCCAUGUGACCAUAAGGCACCACUGAAAGAAUCCCUGAGCGCACAUGCACUAAAAUGACAUUUGUGUAAAUGCUCCAAAGGCAUCAUGGGGCAAUGAAGUUGUCCACAAAGGAGAAGUGCAGAUGCGGUAAUUUAAAAAAUAAAAUCAAAAAUUUUUAAUGGUUACUCCAGCAUCAUAACCAGUGGACAUUGCCAUUUAUUGGCUGAGUCAGCUUACCUCUCUCAGCCAAUGAAUGACAUGCUGUGCAAAGCUUAGAGUUCUGGGUUGGCUGAUGACAGUAAGUGAUACUGGCAGACGUUUCACCUCCAUGACAACAGAAGGGUUAAGCUCAGUAUGUGCAGUGUUUCAAAGUUAAAUGUUACACAUAGACUAAAAGCACCGUGAACACCUCAAAUUACUGAAGUUACUUGGAGUAACUGCAUUUCUGCGGUGACUGAACAAGGAGUAUCACUUUAUAAGCUUCAUAAGAACAGACAGUUCUGUUUUAAAUGGGCAAUCUCAAUCCACUUUAGUGGUUAUGGUGCCAGGAAUUGAAUUGCAUUGGGUGCACGCAUUCAUACAAAUGUCAAAUUGUUGUCCCACCUUUCAAUAUUGGGGCAUUCAAUACCUUAUGUGUUUUCAAAGUGCUUGGCACUUACCUGGGUGCCUGCAACAUCUCUCUUCUUCUGAUAUUGCUUGUAUCAAAGUUUCUGCUUCCACUUUAAUUACAUAAAUUCUACCCCGUGAAGUGCUCAUUCAAUGAAUUUUGUACAAAUAGAGACUAAAUUAAUAUUUAUAUUGUGGAGGAAAAACUUCCAUUUUAGGCAUACUAGAGAAGACCAGAAGAAACAAAACAAUCAAAUUGUUUGGAAACAUUAGAUUAUUACCCAGGAACAUCUGGCAUCAUAACCACUACAGCAUGCUAUACUGGUGCCUAGAAUUUGUGUUUGCGUGUUAAGUUUUGAAGGAAAAAAAUGUUUGUGUACUUCUGGUUCUCGGUAGAAAUGUACCUAAUUUCUUGGUAAAUUGUAAGUAAAAUUUAGGAUGUGAUUUUUCUUUGCGGCUACAUUUAAAUCUGGAGCCAUCAGCAUAGAAAUCAGUUCUCCGCAUAGGUUACAGUAUCUUUCUCUUCCUUUUUUUUGUUUUCCCGUCCUGCUAAAUAGGUGCUGUAAUGAAUUUGUUGGAAUAAGGCUCAAAAGUAGACCGCUGAAAAAUAUUUAAUGAAUAGACUCAUCUGGCGUUCUCACUUAUCAUUAAAAUGUUGUGUUUUUGUUAUGUUCUCAGAAGUGCCCUGUAAAAGCCUAAUUCCUUAUCUUUCCAGAUCCUCCUUGGCUGCAAAGAUGGGACGGUGAAAGUCUACAGCGCAGAGAAAUCUAAAUUCACAGAAUUUCAUGAUUGCGGAGGAGGAGAGGGUGUGUUCCGUGGCCUUGGAAUCUUAGAUAAGUGAGUCAGAGCGUUACUGUCCAUUCAAAAGGGUGGCUAAACAUUAUGACAGUUGUAGUUCUAUAGGCUUAGUUCAACUAGAGUUUCCAAUAUUGGUUCCCUAGGUUUUUUUUUUUUGGGAACCCCUCUAGCCUAGUGCAAGGGUGGCCAAAGGGUAGAUCCCCAUCUGUUGUACAACUGGAGAUCUACUAUUUGCCCAUCCUUGCAGGUGUGUAGUUGCAAGCAGUGUUUGCAUUUGAAUGUAAGCAUGUUUUUGAAUAGAGUAUGUGUGUGCAUGUAAGGGUUUGUUUGUAUGUGCUGUUGCCACUGGAAUGCAUUUGUGUGUAGUGUUGGCUUUUAAAUAAAGUUGUUCAUGUUGUGUGUAGUAGGGGUGUUUGGAAAUAAUUUGGGCAUUUGAAUACAGGGGUGUGUUUUGUAAUGUUUGCAAUUUGAUUGGAGGAGUGUGUUUGUAGUGUUGGCUUUCCACAUUUGUGUUUAGUAUUGGUGAUUGAACGAAGUGGUUUGUUUAGAUAUAUGUUUGACAUUUGAUUGCAGGGCUGUGUUUUUAUAUGUACAUACCUACACAUAUAUAAAUACAUGCACACAUUAUAAUUCUUAUAUGUUCACCCUCCUGUUAACAUACUUUUGUGUGCAGUAGAGUGGCUUCACGUGGGACCUACUGAUGGCUCAGACCGAUUUGGAGCGUAGGGCUGGAGCAGCUCUCUCCUUCUUCUCAGUGUCCUUGGUUUCUUAUGGUUUUCUAUAUAAAUGCAUUGGAAGGCUAUUGCGCAUGCGCAGCAAAACGCCACACUGCACCAUUCAGCAUUUCCUUAUGAUGCUUUCAAUCAAUGCAACUCUGAGGAACGUUCAGUGUCUCCAUGCAAAGUGUGGAGAUGCUGAACGUCAGUGCUGCACAUUGUGCAGCAUUGACCUAAGAUGCACCUCUAGUGGCUGCCAUGGCAGAUGAAAUGUCAUAGUAAGUUUUGAGUUACCGUUCGCCAUGAUGGAUUUAACCCAGCCUUGUCAGUAAGCGAUUCUUUGCAGUUUAAUUAUGUUUCUCAUUUUCUGUUUUAGUGCCAUCAUAACAUGCGUGGAGUCAGGAUUACUCAAGGUGUGGCAACAGGGAUCCUCUGAGAAUGUGAGUAUUACUUGGGUUUGUGGUAGUAGUUUAGCUCUAUACUUGAAGGUUCUAAGGUUGAAAAUGCAUCAUACUAAACAUCAUCUGAUUUUUUUUUUUUAUAAAUUUUUUUUUAAAUAAGGCAUGGUAAUUGUAUUUAAAAAAAAAAAAAAAAAAUUGUGUGAAGGAUACCGAUCCAAACUGUUCUGGUUCUUUAGCAUUGAGGAUCUAUGUCUUGCCAGUGAUUUCAGUGCUGAGGUCACCUAAAUGUUUUUUUGUUUUUUUUGGUGUGGGUACAACAGUGGUCCAUAAGGACAAGUUUCUUUACAUACAGCAGUGAUGCUUAAUGGGACAAACCUAUAAGUUGAACAAUGAACUGUGCUUUCCCUGACCACUUAAAGAAGCACUCCACUGCCCACAUGGGAGAGAGGGGACUGGGGGGAGGAAAUCACCAUUUAGCAGAUAUACCCCCAAUGAAUAUAUGUAUGAAUUUCCAUACAUGUAUUCAUUGGGGUAUAUCUUAAGAGCUUGCCAAGGCUGCAGAUCUUAUGAACUGCAACCAUAGCAAGCCCUCCCCUUUUUUUUCCCUAAAGAGACUUGCAGUCUUUUUACAGGAAAAUAGCCAAUCAGAGGUUUCUAAUUGAGAAGCCUCUGAAUUUGUUCACACAUCUCGCACAUGCGUCUGGUCUGAGGUCUAGAGCUGAGGAUCUAGUGAGUGGGAAGGCGGGCAAAUAGAGCGUGCCUGCCACUUCCGUUGGCUCAGGGGAGCUAAUGGAAAGAGCCUGCAAACCUCCUUGGCUGUUUGACAGCUGGGAGGUGGGGGGGGGUGUUCCCUAGCAAAUUUAUAAAAGUGUGGAUUUCUCAUAGAAAUCAUCACUUUUAUAAACUAGGGUUAAACUAUGCAACUUACCCAUAGAGCUCUUCAGCAAGCUGAAGUGCUUUGGGGUGUGGAGUGGUCCUUUAAGUCAAGUCUAGCACAUCAAAUGUAGUGCAAGCGAGGGCUUAAAUCUGUUUCCUGAGACAUAAGCUUUUUGAAGCGUUACUAAGAAGUGUUUGACUUGAUUUGCUGUUAGGUGCAGAUUGUGCCAAGUAAAAGUGUUUGCAUUUUGCAUAUUGAUAUAAUACAAGAUUGGUAUUUAAAGCACCUAAAUUUUUUUUCUUGAGUGUCUGUGGCCUGGGACCAGUUAUGUCUCAUUGUGUAAAUUGAGAAUGGCACAAGGACAAAGACUUUGCCUAGGGUUUUUUAUGCUUGUGCACUAUUACAGUUUUAGAAUCAUGCAAGGUAGUAGAGUGAAAGGUCACGAGUCAUUAUUCUAGAAAGAAUAAUAAAUAGUGAAGCCGCUAUAAACCGGUGGGAAUUAAUGUAAUAAAUCGAAUCUGUUGUGGUGUUUGUUCUGGAUUUGUCAUUUACUGCACAACCCUAAUAGAUGUGUAUAUUUUAUUUAUUUUUUUUAGCUAGAGCUGCAGGUUGGGCCCGGAGUGAGGAAGAUGCGCCAGUGUGAUGCUGAUCGCAACAAAGUAGGAACAGGUGGAAAAGAAAAUGAUUUGAAAAUUUGGGACCUGCAAAGAACAGAGGAACCAAUCUUCAGAGCAAAGAAUGUGAGACUCCUGUGAUGUGCAGCACAAAAUUAGCAGUCAAUGAAUGAUGUUAAAUGUUGGCCAAAAUUGAUAUUGCUUUAGUGAAACGGUUGCCUCCUCAGAUGCUUGAGGGAUUGAAACGUCAAACAGUUAACAUGGUUUGACUUCUUACUAAUGGGUUGUAUGUAUUCCUAACCCUAUAGUGUUCUCCUCAACAUUUGGAUUCAGGGUCCUCCACUCUCAAAUGAAAUAACCGGAACUUACGCUUGUUCCAGUGUCAGGACUCACUUCGUACAGCUACCCCUGGUGAUAUCUUCCUGGGGAUUGGGGUGCACACCCAGAACAUGUAUUUCUCAGCAAUGGCGCUGCUGUCCAGGCAAAAAAUAUAUAUAAAAUACAGAUUAAGUUUUACAAGGCUAUUUAAAGUCGCCUAUCUUUGAAAACAUAUAUGGGACUUGAUUUACACUAUUUGACAUUGUGGUUGGCUUAACACAAUGUGGCUAAAGUACCCCAUUUACUAUGAUAAAGUACCCCAGUAUCAGUGGAUCCAACACUAAUUUAAACAUGAAAAAUCAUUGGAUUGGCUGAGCUUGUUAGAGGCAUAUCAGGGGCCGAGCCAGCACAAGCCAAACACAGCCCUGGCCUACUGUGCAGUACUGACCCAGGAAGCACCUCUAGUGUCCGUCUGAGUGACUACCACUGGAGGUAUUCCUAGUCUGUAAUGUAAACACUGCCUUUCUCUGAAAAGAAAAUGUUUACUGCAAAAAGCCUGAAGGGACUGACUAUUCCCUAUACUAUAUCUGUAGUUGUUCUAGCGAGUAAAGUCAGGCUUUUUGCAGUAAACAAAUACAAUACGCUAUAAUACAGCAACAUUAAAAAAAAAUGUGUGUGUGUGUAUGUAUGUGUAUAUAUAUAAAUAUAUAUAUGUAUGUAUGUAUAUGUGUAUAUAUAUAUAUAUAUAUAUAUAUAUAUAUAUAUAUAUAUCUCUAAAUAAAUGGUGGUGGUGCCGCCCCUGCUUAGCUGGAGUCCAGUAGGAUAUUUGUUUGUCAGUAAAUAAGGACUGCUUUGAGCAUGGUGGUCAAUAGAUGGCUAGAUCAUUGUAGUACACAUUGAAAUUUGACAUGUUUAUGGGUGAGCGUUGAAGGCUGGGUUUAUUGUGCUGUGAGGCUUCUUGAAACAAGCAAGUCUUAUGUUUUUUCUUCAAAGGUGAGGAAUGAUUGGUUGGACUUGCGAGUACCAGUCUGGAUUCGUGACCUAGAUUUCAUUCCAGGAACAGACAAUAUUGUCACUUGCACAAGUUACCAUCAAGUAAGUGUCACUUUUGUUUUCUCCUCUCUUAUCUAUAAGAUUUAUUUUGAUCCAUAACGUCUAAUGUUAACUGAUGCCUGUCUCUUUGUCAGGUUAGAAUCUAUGACCCCAGUUGCCCUCAGAGACGACCAGUUUUGGAGGCUCUAUAUGGUGAAGAUCCUCUAACUGCACUGAGUGUCACACCCGAUGGCAUGUAAGUUCAGAGGUGUGAUGGAUCCCUCACGUCCAUAACUUUAAGUAAUGCUAACUAAUACUUUUUUGUAUGUUCUCCAGCUAGUUACAACCUCUUUUAAACUGUGUAUGACUUAUGAGCUUGUAGUCCGCGGUUUCUCAAGGCGAAUCAUUUUUCACAUCGGGUUUUUCUAUUUAUCAUAUUUUCCUUUAUAGGUCUGUGGUGGUUGGAAAUUCUCAUGGUAACCUUGGAGUGAUCGAUCUGCGGAAAGGUAUAUACUGUGUUUAUUAAAAUAGUUUAUAUAGAAUGAACAUGAGAAUUGGACUCUGGGUAAUUUUUUUAAAUCUUGACUUCAGAUGUCACCUUCCAUGAGAUCACAUAAUGUAAACAAUACCAGUUUAAUUGCUGGAACUUGUUCGUACAUGAACAUGAUGUGGAAUACAAAUGGAAUGUUUUGUGAUAGACUUUGUAAAUGACAAAAUUCAAACAAACACUGAACAUACAGAUACCUAUCACCAUAAAAGCAGAAGUGGCUACGGAAGUCCGAGUUAAUCCUUUUACAUACUUAAUGGCAAUAUAAAACACAAUGGCUUCAGCAAUUUGAACAUCCAAAAGUUCCAAGAAAUCAAAUCUAGCCAUUCCAUUCACCAUCUGGUUUCCUUUACAUUAAACUUCCUCCACCUGAGUAUACAUGCAGACAAUGCACAGAUGCGUCCAGUAGUUUGAACAACAUUUGUUAGAGUAAUCAAGACCAGAGAUUAAAAAAAAAAAAAAAAAAUCUGUCUUCCACUAGAGGGCUCCACCACUAUCAAAAUGGAUAACAAAUGUUUUUAGCCUUAAACUGAUAAUUGAGGGAAUUUAGGAAGGGAGCUGCAAAUUAAGGCCAAAAUAACUUUGAAUUUUUUUUUUAUAAAUUGUCUGAUUUGCACUACAAUUUGCAAACCUUGUAUUGAUCCUCUAUAAUUCACUGUUGAAUGAAUAAACUGUAAAGUAUGGGUCCAGUAUGUCAUCUUUGAUAUUUUCUUCACGUACCAGUGUAAUUAUUGUAAUCUAUAUUAACAGAGAUUUACAAUUGGUGUGUUUUUUUUUCUUUUCUUUUUUUCUUCGUUUUGUUUUUUUGCUUCUCACAGGCAGUCUUCUGCGUGCUCUGAAGGGAUCUGCAGGCUCUAUUCGUUCUAUCCAGUGUCACAAAUCAAUGCCCCUUGUAGCCUCGUGUGGUUUAGACAGGUUCCUACGGGUACAUCACUUGAAUGACAAGGAACUUUUGCACAAGGUACAAAUCUGAGUAGCUGUCCCCCUAUGUAUCUGUAUGAAGGGUGGAUGAGUUUGUAAUCUAGCCAGGGAUCAUGUAGAUUUGAUGUCUCCUUUAGUGAUAGAUUAGAUCUACAGAUAUAGUGUUCACACAUCAGUAAUGUUUUUAAAUGGGAAAUAGAGGAAAAUUAUCGCAUAAUGGGGGCAUACAGAUACUUGGCCUGCAUAUAGAAAUGUUGCUUAUAAACUCUGUAACUUCUCCUGACUACCAGAUCAAUUAAUGAACUGGGUGUCUGCAAAUGCCUUUCAUGCUGUUUGGGUGCAUAGUCUGUUAGUCUGCUAAUGCAUGUACAAUGAGAGGUGUGUGAAUCAGGUUUUUUUUAUUAUUAUUAUUUAUUUAUUUAUUUAUUUAUUUUAAAUCUCAAUCAUUACAAGCAUUAUUUGUAUAUAUAUAUUAACCUUAACACUUAUAAUACAAAUACUAAAAAAACAAAUUUUGAUCUACUGAAAAAAUAUUAAGAUAACUAAAUUACGAAGGAUGAUGAGUUGUAUUAUAUUGGCACAUACGUAUAGUAGGGAUUUAGAUGGCAGUGUCCACAAUUUAGUUCGGCAUUGGGAUGUGCCUGGUACACUCCUUGUGCACGCUCACGUUUGACUGAGUUAAUGAGCUAUUUAAAAAAAAAAAUUCUCUGCUAUUCUUUAUUGAGCAUUAUAAAAAAAAAAAAGGUACAGUUUGUGAUUCUCAAAUAUAUUACAGUUGACAUGUAAUUUACCUGAAAUGCUUCAAAUUACAUUAGAGAAUAACAAAAGUAACUUAUGAAAAACCCUUUUGAAAGCCUUUCCCCAUAAUAUUUAUCAAUUUUCUUUUACUACAUCAGGUGUAUCUCAAGUCACGGUUAAAUUGUCUUCUCUUGACGUCACGUGAUAAAUGGGAGGUGAGUAGCAAGUUAAACUCUGGGUGGUGGGCAAUAGGCAAGUAGCCAUACAGUAGAAAGUGUCAUCUGACAAUUUGCUUAACCUUCAGGAAGAGGAACUGGUUGCAACUACUGAACAGGAAGUCAAAGAUGAGGAGGAUGAAGUCUGGGAUGCUAUGGAGACUGUGGUAGAGAAAACUCCAACUAAACUGCAACCAGUCACAAGUGAUUCUAACGUGGAGGGUAUAACUAAAGUCUCCACAUCCAAGAAGCAGAAAAAAAAGAGGAAAGUCAUCUGAUAUGAACAAAGUUCUUAUAACGUGUCUACAAGUAAAUGCCCAGCAUGGAAACUGUUGUGCUUUUCCCAAGUUGCUGAUGGACAUUGUUAGAGCAAACUGUCAUUAAUGCACUUUGCUCAUUUUAGAAUAAAAGAGAAAGAAAUAUCCUGACAGUGUCCACUUCCAAGUACUGUAAUUAAAGGAUGGCGAAUAUUGGCUCUUCUAAGCUGCUGGGAGACCAUCUUGUGAAGAAGAAACCUGUUGCAGAUACUUCUGCUUCCUCUAUAGGGACAGUGAACAAUAAUCUGACACAUAUGUCUUUCCUAUUUUUGACUGGAUCCCAAUUAUUUUAUACAAAGAACGAUAGAGGAUAAAAUAUAUAUUGUAAUAAAUUGUUCCAGUCAUUGGGUGCAGUGUUUUGUAUUGGCAUAUUCCUAAUGUUAAAGAAAUACAGAGCAGGAGUGCUCAUUGACUUUAGUGAUUUAUUUCAGAAAUGAAGCACGAUUACAGAAUAAAAAAUAAAAAAAAAGUUAUUUAA